Acipenser ruthenus (sterlet) is the source of this 2372-nucleotide messenger RNA. Its product is annotated as apelin receptor B-like. NCBI's taxonomy places the organism in Eukaryota, Metazoa, Chordata, Actinopteri, Acipenseriformes, Acipenseridae. Gene Ontology annotation, biological process: G protein-coupled receptor signaling pathway; immune response. Gene Ontology annotation, molecular function: G protein-coupled receptor activity. Gene Ontology annotation, cellular component: membrane. The record is from RefSeq and is a predicted model, not a curated record. The coding region runs from base 865 to 2202 and encodes 445 amino acids. The transcript is spliced from 2 exons.
GAGAGAGAGAGAGAGAGAGAGAGAGAGAGAGAGAAAGUGUGUGACUCAGAUUCACUUCUUCAAUCGCACAGUUCAGAGACAGACAGAGACUGAGACACACACCCAACAUCUGAAGCAGAACAACUCCCUCGAACAAACUAGAGGAAGGAGAGGAGAGAGGAGUGUGUGUGAAAGAAGUCAAGAUUAAGGAAUUUCAGUGAGUUUUACACAAUCAAGAGUCCUGCGCUGAGGAGAGACAGAGAGGAGGAGUCACGUCUGCACCGAGUGAUAAAGAGAGAGAGAGACAGAGAGACAGAGAGAAAGACACACAGAGAGAGCGAGAGAGAGUGAGAGACACACACAAAGAGAGCGAGAGAGACACACAAAGAGCGAGAGACAGACAGAGACAGACAGAGAGAUAGACAGAGAGAGACAUACAGAGACAGAGAGAGAGAGACAGACAGAGAUAGACAGAGAGAGACAUACAGAGAGAUAGACAGACAGACAGAUAGACACAGAGAGAGAGAGACACACAAAGAGAGCGAGAGACAGACAGAUAUAGACAGAGAGAGACAUACAGAGAGAGAGAGAGACAGACAGAUAUGGACAGAGAGAGACAUACAGAGAGAUAGACAGACAGAGAUAGACAGAGAGAGAGAGACAGACAGAGAGAGAGAUAGACAAAGAGAGACAGAGAGAGAGACACACAGAGAGAGCGAGAGAGAGUGAGAGAGAGAGAGACACAGAGAGCGAGAGAGACACACAGAGACACAGACAGAGAGAGCGAGAGAGAGACAGACAGACAGACACUCUCAUUUUAUUUCAAGUCGGUGGGCAGACACACCGAUCUCUCCAGACAGCCUGACUCCUCCCUCUCUCCCCGCCAUGCCCCGCCCAUCCAACCACAGCGCCUGGCUCCUCCCGGGGGCGGAGCCCACAAACCACACCCCCUCCCAGCUCCCGCCCCCCUCGGACUGUGACUACGCAGACUGGGCUCCCAGCCUCGCCAUCAUCCCCUCCAUCUACCUGCUGGCCUUCGCCGUGGGCUCCCUGGGCAACGGGCUGGUCCUGAGAGCCUACCUGCCCUGGAGAGGAAAGAGGAACGGGCCCCGGGAGAGCCUCCAGCGACGGGGGGGCCCGGGAGGCAGGAGCAGGGGCCUGACUCACGCCUUCAUCGCCAGCCUGGCCCUGGCCGACCUCUCCUUCGUCUUCACCCUGCCCCUGUGGGCCGCCUACACCGCCCUGGGUUACCACUGGCCCUUCGGAGCGGCUCUGUGCAAGCUCAGCAGCUACCUGGCAGUCAUCAACAUGUACGCCAGCGUGUUCUCCCUCACCGGCCUCAGCGUGGAGCGUUACCUCGCCGUCGUCCGCUCCCUCUCCGCGGGGGCUGGGGGGAGAGCGGGCCGGGAGAGGGGGUCCUGGCUCGGGCUGGCCCCCGUCCUCUGCGUCUGGGCGCUGGCUGCCGUUCUGGGGCUGCCCGCCUUGGUCUUCCGGACGGUGAAGAGUCACACUUUCGGGGAUUAUGACGAGGAAGAAGGGGAGGGGGAGGGAGGGCAGGAGUCCAGGGUCUCUCACACCGCCUGCGAAAUGGACUACUCCCUCGCCUCCUCCUCCCCCUCCGCCGAAGCGGGGUGGAACGCCGUUUUGGGGCUCACCUCCACGAUGCUGGGGUUCCUCCUGCCCCUGACGGUCAUGCUGCUCUGCUAUUGGUCAGUGGGGCUGGCCGUGUCAAGGCACUUCGGCCGACAGGGAGAGGGGAAAACCGGGAGGGGGGACUCGCGGAACCGCAGACAGCAGAGGAGGCUGCUGAGCAUAAUCGCGACUCUGGUGGCGGCGUUCGCUCUGUGCUGGCUGCCCUACCACGUCAACAAGAUCCUCUCCGUCAUGACCGAGCUGGAGGCGCUGCCCUACGCCUGCUCCUUCGACCGCUUCCUGCUGCUGGCACACCCUUAUGCCACCUGCCUGGCGUACGUCAACAGCUGCCUCAACCCGCUGCUCUAUGCCUACCUGGACCCCGCCUUCCGACGGAGCUGCGCCGCUCUGAUUGGCUGCUGCCGCCCAAGCCCCGCCUUCAAAGCGAAAAUCGCGGCUGUCAGGGGAGGAGGGGGGCGCGGGGCAGGGGAGCGGUCCAGCGCGAGCGGGGGAGGAGCGUCCGAGGAGAGGAGGGACUGUCAGGAGACGGAGAUUCCGCCGUCGCCCCCGGUUACCGUCUGUCACGUUUAGGCACGUUUCUUUAGGGGAGGGAAAUGCAAUGUGCAUAGAUGUAUAUAUUUGCUUGUAUAUAUGUGUGUGUAGAUAGUGUAGAUAGAUUUGAAAGUUUGCUGGCCCCUGUGUUGACAGCUGAAGAUGAAGGGAUUUUGUAUCGAAACGUCCUGAAAUAAACAAUUUUUGUU